GAGUCGAACCCAUUCGCGAGGGCCACGUGGCAAGGAGGAGACGGCGCGCACCGACAGGCAUUACUGGAGUGUUGGCAUUAUGCCGAACACCUAGCGGGCGGGCGGGUGCUCCUCAGCGCCGGAUUGGUGUCGUUCUCUCCGUCGCGGACGCGUAGCCGUCGCCCAGCAAGCCACCCAGCUCGCCGGCUGGGGCUGCUCUGCUCUCGUGGAAGAAGAUGCGGCCGUCUCCGGCGAGUGGCGGCACGGCUGCAGGUCCCGACCACCAUGCCGUGCUCUGGGAAGUUUCGCGGAGCCGAUGGAGGUGGCGGAAGUCGAGGCCAUGGCCGUGCGGGGGCUCCGUCGACUUCCACCAACGCCUGCUCCGCGUGGGUGCCGACGCAUACGGCGUUGCUGGCCGAAUGCAUCGUGUGUUGCUUGCACAGGUCGUGGUCGCAGCCGCAACGCUAGACGGCGCGCACCGGAGCUCGGGUAUGCGGCCGCGGCGGAGCUGCUCUGGCAUCAACCGCAUCUCGGCGCUCUACUGCAAUUCCUUCGCUUUCCCCAUUCAUUAUUUCCGUUCCUCAACUAUAACUGUUCGUUUCAAUUGAAGGCGUCACCACCAGCCUCCUAGCUAGUCAUCUGGAUUAUUUGGAAAGAGAUGAACGGAAGGAUCUUCAAUAGUACAAGAUGCAGCAGCUCUGCUCAAGUUCACAGGCGAGGCAAGAUGUUGGAAGGGAGGGACACUUGGGUUUUUUGCAUCCAUGGACAAGUUCUUCAGUUUGAACUUUGAACUCUUCAGUUUGUCGUCCCUCUCAUUGAGAUUAAUAGCAGCUGAUGAACCGGAACUUCCUAAUUAAUCAAAUCUGCUUGCAAAUAAGCACAAGCUUAGUAGUGUAUAGGAAGUACGUCAUACUACAUGUCUUUGAACCGCAUCUCAUUUGUUUUUGUUAAUUUGUCUUGAGCAACUAACAGGAGGUCUGUCUCAUACCUCGUUUCUUAUUUCCUGAAUUCUCAAGUUUUUCCUCGGGACUUCUA
Messenger RNA from Triticum aestivum (bread wheat), 1014 nucleotides. RefSeq lists its product as uncharacterized. The record is from RefSeq and is a predicted model, not a curated record. The coding region runs from base 216 to 587 and encodes 123 amino acids. The transcript is spliced from 3 exons. Lineage: Eukaryota; Viridiplantae; Streptophyta; Magnoliopsida; Poales; Poaceae.